GAUCUUUCACUUUAAUCACUGAUUUAUUUAUCAUAACAGAAUAUCAGACGUUUGUGGCAUAAGCAAGAUUUUCCUGCAGAUACAUUCAUGAAUAUUAAUUAUCUUUUGAAGACUAAUGGAAGAUGUUAUAAAUAAAAGACAUAACCCUGUUUCUGGAAAAAGUGAAAUAUUUCUUCUGAAUUAGUAGCACCAUUUUCUUUCUACAUUGCCUGGAAUAUUUAUAAAGGUAUCUCUCAUUGUGUUUGAACUUGGAAAAAUCUGCAAAGAUCAGACUUGCUGAAAAUAUGGUAGUUGAAGUAUUCGGAACAUUAUAGGAAUAUAUAAAAAAAAGUAAACAAGAAAUAUAUAAUUUGUGGUUGUAUAAGAAAUAUAGAACAAUGAGUCAUGUGAAAAACGUAACGGAUGGCUUAUUUUCUGAAGAGAUGGCAAAAGAAAGAGAAAAACCAUCAUACAGUUGUGAUAUUUGUAAAAAGUCAUUAUCUAGUCAGGGAAACCUCAACGUUCACAAGCGUAUUCAUACAGGUGAAAAGCCACAUCAGUGUGAUAUUUGUGGGAGGUCAUUCUCUGAAAAAGGCACCCUUGCUUCUCAUAAAUACAUUCAUACAGGUGAAAGACCCCACAAGUGUGAUAUUUGUGGUAAAUCCUUCUCUUACACCAGCAGCUUUAAUAAACACAAAAAUAUUCACACAGGUGUGAAACCAUAUAAUUGUGAUGUCUGUGGCAAAUCAUUCUCUCAAAGCAGUGGCCUUGCUACACACAAAUACAUUCAUACAGGAGAGAAACCAUAUACCUGUGAUAUCUGUAAUAAAUCAUUCUCUCUCAGAAGGAAUUUAGCUGCUCACAGACGCAUUCAUACAGGAGAAAAACCAUAUCAGUGUGAUAUCUGUGGUAAAUCAUUCUCUCAAAAGAGUAUCCUUACUUCUCACAAAUAUAUUCACACAGGGGAGAAACGAUAUAAGUGCGAUGUCUGUGGUAAAUCUUUCUCUCAAAAAGGUAACGUUACUUCUCACAAACGUAUUCAUACAGGCGAGAAACCACAUUGCUGUGAUAUCUGUGGUAAAUCAUUCUCUUCAGGAAGCGGUUUAACUACUCACAUACGUAUUCAUACAGGGGAGAAACCGCAUUGCUGUGAUAUCUGUGGGAGAUCCUUCAAUGUAAAGCAUAUGUUAGUUGAUCAUGGACGUAUUCACACAGGCGAAAAACCAUAUCACUGUGAUACCUGUGGAAAAUCAUUCUCUCGGAAAGGUAACUUAAAAAAACACAAAACCAUUCAUACAGGAGAGAAACGAUAUCACUGUGAUAUCUGUGAUAAAUCAUUCUCUGGAAAAAAUAAUUUUGCUGAUCACAUAUACAUUCACACGGGGGAGAAACCAUAUCAUUGUGACAUCUGUGGUAAAUCAUUCUCUUUUAAAACCGCAUUCACUGCUCACAAAUUUAUCCAUACUGGACAGAAACCCCAUCAAUGUGAUAUCUGUGGUAUGUUGUUUUCUCAAAAAAGUAAAAUUACUAUUCACAAACGCAUUCAUACAGGAGAGAAACCGUUUCGUUGUGACAUCUGUGGUAAGACCUUCGCUCACAAAAGUACCCUUACCUACCACAAAUUCACUCAUAGAGGAGAGAAACCCUAUCACUUAGCGAUCUAUGAUAAGAUACUCUCUCGAAGAAAUAAGUUAGCUGAACAGAGGCGUAUUCACACAAGAGAGAAACCAUAUUGUUGUGAUAUUUGUGGUAAGCCAUUUUCUCAGUCGGGUAACUUGAGUAGACACAAACGCUCUCAUAUGGGAGUGAAAUUAUAUCAGUGUGAUAUCUGCGGUAAAUCAUUCCCUGGAAAAACUCAUGUGGUUGAUCAUAAACGUACUCACACAGGAGAGAAGCCAUACGGCUGUGAUGUUUGUGGCAAAUCAUUCUCGCAGGUCGGUAACUUAGGUAGACACAAACGCCUUCAUGAGGGAGAGAAGUCACAUCAGCGUGACGUUUGUGAUGAAUCGUUUCCUGGAAAAAAGGAUUUGGCUGAUCCCAAAGGCACUCACACAGAAGAGAAACCAUAGCACUGUGACGUCUUUGAUAAGUCAUUCUCUGAGAGACAUCACUUGACUGAACCCCAUCAUAUUCAUACAGGAUAAGGUUCUUAUGACUGUAAUCUAUGCUAAAUCAUUCUGUCAGGAAUAUGCUGUAUAUACUUAUAAACAUAUUCACACAGGAGAGAAACUCUAUUGCUGUGAUAUCUGAGGUAAAUCAUUCUCUGUGGAACAAUAUUGAACUCAUCACAAAUACAUUCAUACAGGAGAGAAAUCAUAUCACUGUGACAUCUGGGACAAGUCAUUCUCUCAGAAAAGGUACUUAAAUAGACACAAAUGCAUUAAUACAGGGGACAAACCAUAGCACUGUAGUAUCUGCAGUAAAUUAUUCCGUUUAAGAAAAUAUUUAAUUAAUUACAAGUCUGCUCAUACUGGAGAGAAACUAUGUUACUGUGAUGUCUGCAGCAAAU
Molecule: messenger RNA, 2488 nt
Organism: Octopus sinensis (East Asian common octopus)
Lineage: Eukaryota; Metazoa; Mollusca; Cephalopoda; Octopoda; Octopodidae
Product: zinc finger protein OZF-like
Exons: 3
Coding region: 378-2048 (556 amino acids)
Cellular component (GO): nucleus
Source: RefSeq, a predicted model, not a curated record